AUGGGGCAACGAGAACGGAACGCGCCCGUGGAAAAGCACUGCAGUCCGGUGUACUCGAGAAACCGGAAGAAGGAAAAGAAGAAGGCGGAAGGGGUGAAGCGAGAUAAGAGACAGGAGCUAGAAGUCGGUAGCCCGUGCCAUUUCACGAACAAUCGCAUUAAUAUUCAGGCUCGCGGAGGUCUUGAGGAAGGAGAAACUCGCAGUAGGCAGGCAGGCAGGCAGUCGGGCAGGCAGGCAGGCAGGCAGGCAGGCAGGCAAGCAGUCGAGCAGGCAGUCAGGCAUUCAGUCAGGCUGGCGGGCAAGCAGGCAAAGAAGGAGGACGACGGUAGCGAGACCAACAGGGACGAACUUGGAGAAGAAGAGGAGGAGGGUCAACUCGGGGAAGAUACCACCGGCAGAAGAGGAAACAACCGAAGGGGAGAGGGAACAGGGAGAAAAAAGGCCGAAAGAAAGGACGGGACCAGAGGUGGACCACACACACAUCGAGCGAACGUGACCGAGGCGAUCCAGGUUCAUAUUGUAAUGCGAAGGUAUCCAUCCUGCUGCAUUAUCGUACAGUCCGCGACAGCAACACGGUACUUCCGUGAUCAUGCUUUCCAGCACGAAACCGACUCGCUACCUACGGAAGCCUCCUCGAUCUGCUCGGUGACAGCGAACGAUAUACUACACGUAGUCCGUAUACUCGGUUCGACACCCCCUCGGGCUGCCAACUUUUAAAUCUCCGUCGUGCUUACCUUCGCGGACACCAGUUGCUCGCCGUCUGCAACGUCUCAUUUUUUCCUUGCUCGGUUUCUUUUUCAUUUGGAAACCCGAAACAAUGCUGACCCCCACGAAACGAAAUCCGAAAAAUCGCGUCGUGUUCGAGGCUCGCGAUCCACCGGAUCGAGUCGAUCUACGAGACAGAAACCCCCUGGUAGAUCCGGGGGAAUACCGAUUCGACCGAGCACGACUGUAC
Messenger RNA from Hylaeus volcanicus, 955 nucleotides. Its product is annotated as octapeptide-repeat protein T2-like. The record is from RefSeq and is a predicted model, not a curated record. The transcript is spliced from 3 exons. Bases 1 to 717 code for a protein of 238 amino acids. NCBI's taxonomy places the organism in Eukaryota, Metazoa, Arthropoda, Insecta, Hymenoptera, Colletidae.